Colletotrichum chrysophilum is the source of this 1425-nucleotide messenger RNA. RefSeq lists its product as uncharacterized. The record is from RefSeq and is a predicted model, not a curated record. The transcript has a single exon. The coding region runs from base 1 to 1425 and encodes 474 amino acids. Lineage: Eukaryota; Fungi; Ascomycota; Sordariomycetes; Glomerellales; Glomerellaceae.
AUGGGGUCUUUGCCAGAGGCUUAUACCUUCCAGGGGAUUCCGCAACUUACCCCGUUGGAGCAGAUCAGUCCUCGGGGAUGGGUGCGGUACCUGUUUCCAUUCCAACUCCCAGAGAACUACGAUCCUGAAGCUAUCACCGAUAUCUUUCGCAGGAGCCUCCAGGCUACUAAGAACCGUUUCCCAACAUUGGCUUGCGAAGCUCUUCCCGACCCUGACGCGAGACAAGCGAACGCCCUAAAGCUUCAGAGGAUCACCGACAACGAGAUUGAGCCUAUCAUUAUCAACGAUCUGCGCCAGUCGUCAAACUUCACAAGCUCGUUUACCGACCUCAAGUCCAAGCACUUCCCCGUAUCGAGCUUCCCAGCCGAAGUCUUCACGCGCUGCCCAAUUUGGCCUGCUCCUGGGCAGCGGGUACCUAUCACAAUUGUGCAAGCUAAUUUCAUCCGCGGGGGCUUGAUCCUAAACUGGAAUCUUUUCCAUCUGGUCGGUGACGGGCAGGCAUUCUACAACUGGAUUCGGGUUUGGGCUGAAGAAACUCGCCGAGCUCAAGGCCUUGACAUUCCAGAUCCGGUUCAUUAUCCUGAGCCCAUCUACACGGACCGCCAGAUUGCACACAAGUCGUCGCAGACCCUUCCAAAAGGCAAGGCAGGGCGUCUUACAGACCAUCCCGAGUACACUAUUGUCACAGAUCCUGCGACGCAGCUUGCCAAGAUCGCAACGACGGAUGGCCACGUGGGACAGAUCUUCUACCUAUCAAAAGAUUCGUUGCAACGGCUGAAGCAAGAUGCUCAGCCUCAGACAGAUGACGGAUCCUACGUAUCUACCAAUGACGCACUCUCUGCAUUGAUUUGGCGAAGCAUCAUGGCAGCUCAGUUCGACAUAACUCAGCUAGACGGCAGCGAAAGGUCCGUUUUCAACAUUGCCAUCGACGGUAGAGGACGAAGUCAGCCGCCUAUUCAUCCGGAGGCCAUGGGAAGCUUUCUUGGCUUCAUCCAAGGCGAACUUCCCAUCAAGAAGAUUCUUGAGGCCGACAACCUCUCGGGCCUGUCCCUCUUGAUCCGUAAAGCCAUUAUUGCAAUGGACAAGGAUUUUUCAGGCUCGUUCAUCAAUGACGUCGUGCAGCUGGUGAACAACCAGGACGACCUCGGUGCGCUCAUACCGACAUCGUUCUUGGAUGUUCCUGGUCGUAACUGUGCACAAACAUCAUGGGAGAAGUUCAAAAUGUACGAUCUUGAUUGGGGCCACGCGCUGGGUGGUAAAAUUGCAGCUAUCCGCUCACCUAGCUGUGGCAUCCUAAAUGGUAUGCAGAUCAUGUAUCCUCAACACCCUGACGGUGGUCGUGAGAUGCUGGUCGGUAUCUAUGAGAAUUGUUUGGAGAAGCUUUGCAACGAUCCGGUCUGGACGAGGUAUGCGGAGCGUCGAUAG